AUUCUUUUCAGGUCUAAGGAAGUAUAACUUGUAAAUUAGAAAACAUUUGAUUUGAAGCAGUUGUUCAUUUAAUAUGGAGGCUACAAUGAAGACGAUUAUCCCGUGCCUAUUAUUGAUAGCAGAAUUUAUUCCCGGUGUGCUUUCCGAUGAAUAUUGCUCGAGUUACAGAUCUUGUGACGAUGGGUACUAUUGUUGUGAAUAUAAUACCAGAUGCUGCUCUGAGAAUAUAUUGACAGUUGGAGCAAUAAUUGGUAUAGUGAUAGGCUGUAUCGUCUUCAUCAGCUGUGUCGUUGCUGUAAUAUGCUGCUUAACUAAACAAAGUCAUCGACAGGGGCAAGUCGUUCAACCGGUACAACCAGCUGGUGUAGCAGUCAUAACAACUGGACAGCAAGGUCCUCCCGGAUACAGCCAACCUGGUUAUGGUCAACCAAUGUAUGGACAACAGCCAAUGUAUGGUCAACCACAAAUGUAUGGCCAACAACCUCUCGCGCAUCAACAAUCUGGAACCAGCGAAUCUGCAUUUCCCCCGCCACCACCACCAAUGUAUGAUCAACAAGUUAAUUUUGAUCCACCAUCAAUGUCUUUCGAAAAGCAACCGAUUGUUGUCCGGCCGCCACCAUCCGGUGAUAGAGCGGGAACCAGCGAUCCUGCAAAGCCCCCGCCACCACCAACGUAUGAACAACAAGUAAAGUUUUGUGCACCAUCAAUACAUUUCAGCCGUCCACCGACUUUUGACCCGUCUCCGCCAUCCGGUGAUUAAGCAGGAACCAGCGAU
Messenger RNA from Ruditapes philippinarum (Manila clam), 775 nucleotides. RefSeq lists its product as uncharacterized. Lineage: Eukaryota; Metazoa; Mollusca; Bivalvia; Venerida; Veneridae. Bases 74 to 760 code for a protein of 228 amino acids. The record is from RefSeq and is a predicted model, not a curated record. The transcript has 4 exons.